AUGUCUUCUCUCCAAUCAGCUACUGCGCUGCUUCAACACGCGGGAUCCGCAACUUCCGGCGCUAGUAACGCCGUGGCCACUAGUAGCGCCGCGAUUCGCGCCGGGAAAACCGCUCACGAUUCGUCGAUCUCCUUGCGAUCCAGCUUCCUUCCUCGCCUCGAUUCGACGCUCACCACCACCACCUCCACCCCUUAUUCGCCACUCCCUUCCCCGUCCCUUAUCGCCGUCCGAUCGACAUCUGCGAGUGCGGCGGGACCCGCCGCAAUUUCCGGCGGCCAAUCACAGAACGGCGCCGUCCGGGAUCGAGUGAUAGCGAUUCCGGAUUUCGAGGCGGAUUUCGCGCCGGAGGUGAACGGGACGUACGGGAAGGGCGGCAGCGCCGAGGACGAUGCCGCCGCCAUACGCGGCGGAUUAAUCGACGAAGGCCUCGUGCACAGGGAGCGGUUCGUCAUCCGGUGCUACGAAGUCGGCGUUAAUCGAAAGGCCUCUAUGGAAACUAUUGCGAACCUACUGCAGGAAAUCGGGUGCAAUCACGCGCAGAGCGUGGGAUUCUCAAACGACGGUUUCGCCACCACGCCAGCGAUGCUCGCGAAUCGCCUCAUCUGGGUUACCACUCGCAUGCACAUCGAGAUGUACAAGUACCCCAAAUGGGGUGACGUGGUGGAGAUUGACACGUGGUUCCAGGAUGGCACCAUCAUGUCGCGCCGUGAUUGGAUCAUCCGAUUCGGCCACACGGGGGAGAUCAUCGGUCGGGGCACCAGCUCAUGGGCCAUGAUGAAUCGGGACACCAGGCGUCUCUCCAAGGUGCCUGCUGACGUGCGCGCCGAGCUUAUAGUGCACUGCCCCAACCCUGAAAGGUUCUCUAUUCCAAAGAGCACCGUAGCAAGAAUCCCCAAGCUCGACGAACCAGCAGACCACGUCCGGCCGUACCUCCGGCCAAGGCGCAGCGAUCUCGACAUGAAUCACCAUGUCAACAAUGUGACAUACAUCGCAUGGAUGCUUGAGAGCCUGCCCCAGUCCCUCCUGGGAUCAUCGGAAUUGGCUGAGAUCACCAUUGAGUAUCGCCAGGAGUGUGGGCAGGACGACGUGGUUGAAACCCUCGCCAAGGAGAUUGUUUCACCUGAUAUUUCACCUGAAGUUUCACCUGGGGAGGGUGCAGCUGGGAAGGUGGUGUCUGGUGCAGGUGCCACUGCUGCAGCUGCUUCUGUUGCUGCCUCUCUUGAUGCUGCCACUGCUGCUGCUGCUGGUAGCAGUGUUGGGAGAGUGAAUGGUACUGCUGUGUUGGAAGGGAAGAGUGGGAACGGGAGCCUUGUUGCUGCUGCUGGGGCUGAGGAGAUGGCGGAAGGGGGUGAGCAGCAGCAGAUGCAGCAGUUUUUGCACUUGUUGCGAUCACAGGAGUGUAAGAAGGAAAUCAACAAGGGGAGAACGAUCUGGAGGAAAAGGAGCCAAUCGGACCUGUAA
Molecule: messenger RNA, 1461 nt
Organism: Closterium sp. Naga37s-1
Lineage: Eukaryota; Viridiplantae; Streptophyta; Zygnematophyceae; Desmidiales; Closteriaceae
Source: the annotation of a GenBank genome assembly